AGUUGUUGUCGGCCCUUCUCAGAAAUCGGUACGUGUGCUGAUGAUCUUUUGCAGGUCGUGUAUUUUUGGUAUGGGCACGACUGCACCCGCACAGAAGAGAACACCUCAAAAGUAAAAGCUGUAAGGUAGCGCAAAUGCUCGUCCGGUCAGGACAGAGUGAUCCUUUGACAAAAGUAGGAAUCACUUCUACAACUUACUAGAUUGAAAUUCAAAACGGGCCUGGAGGCAGGAUGUCAGCUAGCUGGCUGGCGCUAGUGUGUGCCGCAAGCAACGCCUCCCGGUGUGGUGAAGGACCACGCUCACUUUUGUUCUCCUCGUCGUCUCUGCUUAUUGUCGUGCUCCUGCUUGCGCUACGUGCUUGUGAGCACGUCGAGGGACGGAGCAAUUCGCAGCAAGGAAGCUGGUCGCCCGGUGGUGGAGCGCAGCUACCUCCGCGCUGGACAAAGUGGGAUGAGGUGGGCGCGGGGGAUGACCCCAGUGGGGUUUUGCGUGAGUUCGUAGACCGCAACAGGGAUGGCGUGGCGGACGCGCAGGAACUGCAGCUGUGGGAUGUCGGCCCGGGCUGGUUUCAGUACUACGAUCGGGACAACUCCAAGUUUUUGAAUACCAAGGAGUGGUUCGCCCUGUUUCGGGAGCGGCGGGCCUUCGUGAAGUACGUUCUCCUGCAGCAGGGCCAAGCGCAGGGUCGCGCCGAUGCCGAGGACGGCGGAGUGCGGCGUACAGGAGGCGAGAGCGAGAAGCUUUCUCUUCCCACUGACGUCCGGCCCGCUCUACGGCAGGGACACCGGGAGCCGCUGGGGGUUCAAGGGCAGCCCGUGAAGCGCAUCCGAAGUGUGCGUGCUGAGGACUUGAACCCGGACGAGUUUUGGACGGAGUACGUGGAGAAGCACGUCCCUGUGCUCUUGCGGGACGUGGAGUCGCCGGCGGCGACGUACUGGGAUGAGGCCUACGUCUAUCCUGUGUGGAAACGUAGUACCCACCUCCGCAGGCUUCUCGUUUUAAUAUCCUGCUCAUGCUCUUCAUUUCCAGAACAAAAACUUAAACUAAAAUUACACGGCCGACUUGUUAUGCGUAUUUGAUGCACGCGGCCCAUGAUCCAAUGCCAAUCCUAUUUGAUGCCCCGCUCUCCCCGCGUGUGUCACGCGCGGCUAAUCAGGCCAAGGUAGCGGAUUCGCGACGCAGCCGGACUAGCUGGGCAAGACCAGCAGCACACUGGAUCAUAGUGAAUAAACUUGCUUUUUACAACCACGUCAUGCAUGUUGAGCUCCAGUAGAAGUUCUGGAGCUGGAUUUGUGUUUGUCCUCCGGCUGGCUUCUCAUCUUGACUGUGGUUCGGGCACUACAUCCUAUUUCCUCAGGACAUGGUCGUCGAGAAGUUCGGGAACGUGGCCUUGAAGUUGGAGCCGAAGAAAGAGAACCGCGGUAGCCACGAGGAAGUGGUGGCCUUUCGCGGCACCAUUGCCGAACUGCUCGAUCCGUCGGGCAAGUUGCGAGACAUGAUGUACGCGGUGACCAUUCUGCCGCAGAGCAUGAUGUGGGAGACGGUGCUUCCGAAGGCGUUCUUGUGCGGAUCCAGAAAAAAGCAGAUUGACCCCCACAAAGUCUCGCGGAACUACAACCAACGUCGAAAAGACCGUGCCGCGGCCAAGCACGCCGCGCGCAAGGCGGGGCAAGGAGGAAAAAAGACGGCCGGCCAAGGAGCAGAUGCUGGGACCGCAGAGGACCCCCUACAACUUCUCGAAGAGUCGUGGACAAGCAUCGGAAACGUGAAUUCCGCUGUGUCGCGCAAGAAGGAGCUUUGGCCGCAUCCGUUUCCGUCCGCACUGGAGGGCCACAACGCGUUCACCCACAGCCUCGAGCCGAAUCUGUGGGUUGCGGGAAGGCCGACGAAGUCUCAACUGCACUACGAUAAGGAGAAUAUUUUCUUCUGCGUCUACCGGGGAUGGAAGGAUUUUUUUUUGAUUGACACACGGAAAUACGGAAAGGCCAUGCAGUGGGUCCGUGGCGGAAACUACAACACGGAAGAGGAUCUUCUCAAUCGGGGGACCGAUUGGGUGGCAGUGGACGUCGACUCGGUGGAUCUGAACGUGUAUCCGGAGCUAUCAAAAUGAAAAACCCUGGUUCAUCCUCCCCGUAUCAAACGCAAUGGCUCUCAUGUGACUUAAAUUUUCGUACACAGUAGAUCUGUGUUGCUGUAAGAAACUGCAGCCAGAGUGGUCUCAGCCUGUGUAGGAGCAGCGUAAAAAGGAUGUAGUUCUUGCUUAGCAUGGGAAGCAACUGCCCUGGAGGCCCAACAGCAUGACGAGCCCCCACCAUAAAAAUGCGGCGCACAAUUCUUCGGCACUUGCCCUCGUGCAGGACAGACAUGAAGAUUCUUGGCCACAAAGCUGCGUCGGGUAGGGGAUUUUUCUUCACGAUACGAGCUGCAGAACGUGACCCUGGAGCACGCGCACCUGCGGCCCGGGGACUGCUUGUUCCAACCCUUCUCCUACCUGCACUACGUGCGGAGCAACUUGGAGCCCCUGCGCUUCAACGACACGCACGCGUCAUUUGUGAACACCAGCGCUCCUACUACUUCCGAGGCUGGAGCAGGGGGACAGGCACAGCUCCGUUCGGAGGCCGGGAACGAAGCUGCACAACCUGUGCUGCAGGACUUUAGCUUCGAGGACGAGGGCGGGGCAUCCAACGGGCGGAAGUAUGCUGCCGAUUUUUACACCCACGCGAGUUAUCAGAUUUCGGCGAGUUUUCUGUUCUCUCAGCUGGAAGUGUACGACAAAGACGUUUGCGAGAAGGAAGUACUGCCCUUUCUGCGAGCGAGAGGACCGCAAACCCGUCAAGCGGCAAAGAAUAGUACAACGCAGCAGGACCACCACCCGGUGCAGGGCGAUGUCAUGUCCUUUCCCGCCGCCGUUUAUGACACGCUGUGGCACUACACAGGAGCGGGCGUAAUUCCCCAGGGAUAUCCAGACCCGGCAGAAAUCGGGCGCGAACUAGAGGUGACGCUUCUGGACGAGGAGGUAAACCACAAAAUUCGCAUAUCCGGGGUAAAAAGAAACGCUCCCGCCCCACAAUCAAGAUAGGAAUUUCAUAUUUGCGAGACAAGUCCAGAACUUUUCAUUGGGCUUCACGCAUGGCACGUUUGGGUUUUAAGUGAAGCCCUGAAAGCCCUGCGUAACUGGUCCAGAUGCGUCACAAUCAAAUCCACUAUACUUGCUAUGUGUCGGAUUUUUGAUAGCGCAUGGGCAUGAUAGGUUCUCAAUCGCUUUAGAAAAUGCCCCUACAAAUGGAGGGCUGCACUAUGAGAAGCAGCUUGCUCCUCACUAUGCAAAUUUGCAUGUUGUUCUUGACAAUGACAUGUUAAUAGCGUCAAGCCAUCUUCUACUACUGCGUGCGGCCAUGGUGCACAGGCAAAGAAGUGCGUUGGUAUGCAAUUUCUUUGGCGUGGCAAGUGUGGGGAGGUGGGGACGUUUUGACUCAGGUCGAGAACGGAACCGACUGAAACAACGCCAUCGAAGUUCGAGCCAACGCGUGGAACCGCUAGAGUUGGCCGAGAUCGCGGCGUUCGAGAUUGUGCGACACCACGCGCAGAGGCAGGGAGCGCGCGCCUUCCGCCGGGACGACGGCCGCCUCCUGAAGCUGUACAGCAAAGAAUUUGCCCCGUACAUCACCGUAACGCAAGUACCGGAGGGACAAGAUCGCCCGGAGGCCAAGAAAGCGAAAAAGAAAAGAAAAGGCAAGAAGCCUGAAGUCCCGCUGUUGAGUAUUCUAAGUCAAGCACUCCCCACCCCAGAGUCAAGAUGGGAAAUCUGCUAGACAAAUCAACUACCGCAUCUGGCUGCUAGUACGCAUGAAAAGUUUGACCUCGGAGCGUCACCCUGUAGCUUGGCUAGUUCAUCAGCGUCACAGCUCUAGAAUCUAGCGCGGAGCGAGCAUUGCAAUACGUUCUAAACCACCACUAGAACAAAACCAAAACGCUUCUCAUGCGAAACGAAAUAAGCAUGCAGCUUUGCAUGACAACUCUCGGGUGACCACUUCGGUGUCCGCCUGACCCACCCGCCCGGCGCGUCAAGCCAUCUGUGGGCACGGUGCAAUGGGGGGGCAAAGCGUGCAGCUGCGUUUUUUUUCACACCAAGACAAUUCUGGGGUGGGGACGUCGACGUUUUUGCACAGCAUAUCGGAGUUAGACCUGGAUUGGCGCAGGGCGCCCCUGAAUCUGUGGCUCCGGUAUGCGGUGGACAUCGACGACGGAUUAGAUUGCAAUAAAGGUCACGAUAUCAAAUGCAAAAAUGUCUGGGUCUGGAAUGCUACCGGGUUUGCCAUGCACAUUUUGCAUGACCCAGGAUGUCUGUAAUGCAUGACCUAGCAUAACAGAAUUGUAGAGGCCCUCCUGAUGCCUAUUCCGCAUGACAAAUGCCCUCCCCGCGUCGCACAAACUAGACUCCUUUUGUUGAUCAUGCAAUACAGAUUUUUAGAGUCCAAAGUUUAGCGCGUCCAUGUUCCUGUUCGAGCGCGGCGACGAAGAGGUAGCACGAGAGCAAGGACGCGGAGGGCUGCAGAGAAAAAGAGCGACAUUUCAGAAAUACAUGGCCUUUUGUUCGUUCCCUUCUGCAUUUUUGUCCUUGCUUCCCGAAAGGGGAUUUCCUGUGGGGGGGGGUGCGGGAAGUCAGAAAACAAAUGGCACGAAAGACGCCUGCUAGCGAGCUGAUCAAGAUAAGUAAACUAUUUGACUGUGAUGCCAUGGAAAGGCGUGGCAUUAGUACGACGCCAGUUCCCCCUGCUAGGGGCGAUCGCAGGGUAGUUCUAAUUUGUGCGGGCUGUGUGUAAUGCGGUGGUGCGAUACAAACUACAACAGAGAAAAUGAUCAAGCUCGGGCCGCGCGCGAUGCUCAUCCCAUUCGUUUUUUCCGACGAAUCACUUCCUUCACCAGGGCCUUGCUCAACCCUGGACCAGAACGAGUAGGACAGAGGACCCCAGAGGUAGGCACUGUAGCGGAAAGUUGGAGCAAAACUAAUUUUUUUUUGAAAACGAACCCAAUAGGAGCCGACCUGCGUGGAUGGUUACAAAACAGGUAGCUUGACCCCAAAUGGCAAUGAUCAUUGGGAGCAGCAGAGCGCAGCAGGACCCCGGGACUGCAACAGCUCACCCCUGUUUUAUCUUAGACAUACGCAGUGCGCCGAGUAUGCCACUACCUCGACCCCUCAAGAAAAGAAGUAGCCCCCCCAACUACAAACUCGCCGUCCGCGAUCAGGAUCCCAUGCGUACUAACCAACAUUGUGCGAACCGAGAUCCCGCGGGGCACAGGGUCUGGGCGGCUCGAAGCAGAACGUGCAGCACAAGCGGGAGACAACACAUCCAAAGGUGGGGAUGGUCUCAGGUCGUUCAGGUCCGCCAAGGGUUGCGUCUCGCUAUCAGGGUUUCGCCAACUCCGCGGGGGCGUUGCGGGUAUUUCCCUAAAACACCAAAACCGGCACAAAUUGGGCCGGCAGUCCGGGUAAUUGCUCACCAGCCGGUUUGUAUGACGAAGAAGGUGCUCGACGAAGGAAGAAGUAAGCAUGUAAUUAGCACCUCCGGUUGGUAGAGCGAUCGGCUACCGAGGCACGUCAGGGUGGCGUCGCUACUUCAAUUCAAAGUUAGCAUCACAAAUUCCAACCUUGCAGACCCAGACAUUUUUACAUUCGAUACACGAAACCUACUACGUUCGGUCGCCGAAAGAACACGAGCGGAUGGAGCAAUAUCUGCGGCUCUAUUUCGACAACCUGCAGCAGGGACAAAGGCAGGAGGAAGGCGGCGUUGCACCAACCACGGGACAGCUGCCACUGUUCAACUAUUUCAAGGGCGUAUCCACGGACGAUCUCGAGUAUUACAACACCGAGAUUCGGCCCGUCGACAAAAAAAAACCAAUGCGGAAAGCGAAGCAGACUGUGCGGCGCAAGCAAAAACAGGAGCAGAGCAGUACCAGCAGCGAGGACGUUCCGAGCGACGCGGAGACCGAUGUAGAGCUGUAA
This is a messenger RNA of Amoebophrya sp. A120, 6004 nucleotides long. The record is from the annotation of a GenBank genome assembly. Lineage: Eukaryota; Dinophyceae; Syndiniales; Amoebophryaceae.